This is a messenger RNA of Ipomoea nil (Japanese morning glory), 2898 nucleotides long. RefSeq names its product switch 2. The transcript is spliced from 8 exons. Lineage: Eukaryota; Viridiplantae; Streptophyta; Magnoliopsida; Solanales; Convolvulaceae. Gene Ontology annotation, molecular function: ATP binding; ATP-dependent chromatin remodeler activity. The coding region runs from base 122 to 2737 and encodes 871 amino acids. The record is from RefSeq and is a predicted model, not a curated record.
UCUGAUACGUAAGGCAAAAUGUAGAAGAGUGUAAUAAACUAUAUAUAUAAAGAGGAGUUUUAAAAAGGAAGAAAUUAGACGGAAAACACUGAAACCCAUUGCGAAGAAGCAAAAAUCUUGAAUGUCUUUGAACGCCUUCAAGGAGGCCCUCAAGCCCUGCAAUAAUCAAUCCUCCUCGAAUUCCUCCCAAACUUCAUUGAUUUCUACUCAGUUUGAUUCAUCCGCUGUAAACCCUAGAAAGCCCCCCAAAUCUUCUCUUUCACGCCAGCUUCUUCUCCUUGAAGAUUCCUCCACCUCUUCAUCCUGGACCCAAUCACAGAGACCCCAAAAGCAGACCCAUUCCAGCAUUGGAGUCAAAGAUGAGAAAGAAGAGGAAGAAGAAGAGAAGCCCCUGACGUUUGGGCGGUCAAAGUUGGAGUCUUUUGUUCUUGAUCACACCGGGCCUUAUGAGCCUUUGGUUCUGUCUCCUCCCGGAGAAACACCACUAGUACAGGUACCAGCAUCUAUUAAUUGUAGACUUCUGGAGCAUCAAAGAGUGGGAGUUAAAUUUUUGUAUGGUUUAUACUGGAACAACCAUGGAGGUGUUCUAGGAGAUGACAUGGGACUAGGAAAGACGAUCCAAACCAUUGCUUUCUUAGCAGCUGUGUAUGGGAAAGAUGCAGACGUCACUGAUUCAACAUCGAUCUCGGGGGAUCUUGAAAGGAAGGGCCCUGUACUAGUUGUCUGUCCUACUUCUGUGAUUCAUAACUGGGAGAAUGAGUUUUCGAAAUGGGCAACUUUUAGCGUUUAUGUUCAUCAUGGACCGAACCGGGAACUGAUAAUUGAGAAACUAGAAAGGUACGGAGUUGAGAUAACAAUAACGAGUUUUGAUACGUACAGAAUCCAUGGAAGCAUUUUAUCUGAUGUCCAGUGGGAGAUUGUGAUUGUUGAUGAGGCACACCGGCUUAAGAAUGACAAGUCUAAACUCUAUCAAGCUUGUUUAGAAAUUAAAACUAAGAAACGCUACGGGCUCACGGGGACCAUAAUGCAGAACAAAAUUAUGGAAUUGUUCAAUCUAUUCGACUGGGUGGUGCCUGGUUGUUUGGGUACACGUGAACACUUCCGCGAGUUCUAUGAGGAUCCCCUUAAGCAUGGCCAGAGAUCAACGGCUUCAAAUCGACUUGUCGAGGUUGCUGAUGAGAGAAAACAGCACUUGGUAUCAGUUUUGCAGACGUAUUUGUUGAGAAGGACAAAGGAGGAGACCAUCGGACAUCUUAUGCUCGGGAAGGAAGACAACGUUGUAUGUUGUGCCAUGAGUGCAUUGCAAAAGCGAGUUUACCAGAGGAUUCUACAGUUACCCGAUAUCCAGUGCCUUAUCAAUAAGGACAACCCUUGUAGUUGCGGAAGUCGUCUCAAGCAAGUUGAAUGUUGCAAAAGGAUUGUUCCAGAUGGCAUUAUCUGGCCAUACCUUCAUAGAGACAAUCCCGAUGGUUGUGAUUCGUGCCCUUUUUGCCUUGUACUUCCGUGCAUUGUCAAGCUCCAACAGGUGAGCAAUCACUUAGAGCUCAUCAAACCCAAUCCAAAGGAUGAUCCAGACAAGCAAAGAAAGGAUGCAGAAUUUGCGGCUGCUGUAUUUGGCUCUGAUAUCGAUUUGGUGGGUGGCAAUACUCAGAACGAGAGUUUUAUGGGCUUGAGUGAUGUUAAACAUUGCGGGAAAAUGAGAGCUUUGGAAAAACUUAUGUUCACUUGGAUUUCACAGGGUGACAAGAUUCUUCUUUUCAGUUAUUCUGUGAGGAUGCUGGAUAUACUCGAAAAAUUUCUUAUACGCAAAGGAUAUUGUUUCUCGAGACUCGAUGGCUCCACUCCAACCUGCUCGCGUCAGUCUCUUGUAGAUGACUUCAACUCGAGUCCAAGCAAACAGGUGUUUCUCAUAUCAACAAGAGCUGGCGGCCUUGGACUCAACCUCGUUAGUGCGAAUUGCGUAGUAAUAUUUGAUCCAAACUGGAACCCCGCUCAGGAUUUGCAGGCCCAGGAUAGAUCAUUCCGAUUUGGGCAGAAGAGGCAUGUUGUUGUUUUUCGCCUUCUUGCUGCUGGUUCUCUCGAAGAGCUCGUUUACUCUAGACAGGUGUAUAAACAGCAGCUAUCCAAUAUCGCUGUUUCUGGCAAGAUGGAGAAGCGGUACUUUGAAGGCGUGCAGGACUGUAAAGAGUUCCAAGGCGAGCUGUUUGGAAUCUGCAAUCUUUUCCGGGAUCUGUCUGAUAAGCUUUUUACAAGUGAUAUUAUUGAAUUACAAGAGAAUAAAGGCAAGGAAGACGGUGGAAGCCUUAAUCUGAGUGAGCUUGGGAUGCAUUUUCUCCCCGAGAAAUCGUCUUCACUGACAUCCAAAUGCCAAGAACCUAAGAAACGAGAUACGAAACUCGAGCUAGAAGACCUCGGUAUUGUUUAUGCUCAUCGCAAUGAAGAUGUUGUUAACCUCCGACCUGUGGCAAUCCCGACUAGCGAGGAACAGAAUAUGCAACAGCGAAAAUUUGCUGGAGUUUGGAGACGGGAAUUAGAUGCUAUGAAUGGAAAAGAGAAGGCGGGAAAUUCAGAUGAGGUGGUGAAGAUGCAUAAGAAAAGGCAAUAUUGCCGUAUCGCCCAGUUCAUGGGAAUGAAGGAGCUCCAGUUUAGCAAAUGGAUACUCUCUGCAACUCCAGCUGAAAGGGAAAAGGUGCUCAAAGAUUACAAGAAGAGAAAGGAGAAAGUUCUGAAUGGCUGAGAUUUCUUCUUUUUUGGGGGGCUGAAUCAAGUUCUACAAUGUGAUGUAAAUAUUGUUAGUUGCUUACAAAUGUAGUUAGCAGAAGAAGUUGACAUAAGGCUACAUUAGUGCUUAAGAGUGAUGAAGUUUUAAAUGGAAGAUAAGGGUUAAACACUUCAGUA